Molecule: messenger RNA, 2312 nt
Organism: Xenia sp. Carnegie-2017
Lineage: Eukaryota; Metazoa; Cnidaria; Anthozoa; Malacalcyonacea; Xeniidae
Product: myotubularin-related protein 9-like
Exons: 14
Coding region: 159-1832 (557 amino acids)
Biological process (GO): negative regulation of autophagy
Source: RefSeq, a predicted model, not a curated record
CGCGUGCCUCACGCACAAAUUGCGUGAGUUCAAUAUGGAGAACGAAACAAAUACAAAUUGGAAUAAGUUUGAGGUUUUUCGGGUUUUUCACGCUUUCAGCCGAGAAAAGUAGCAAAUUUCCAAGUUAGUUUUCAAAAAUUUACAAAGGCGAAAUUUAGAUGGAAUUUGCUGAGUUCAUUAAAGUUCCCGUCGUACACAAGGUUACAUUGGUUCGACCUGGAUAUUCACGGUUAGAUGGUACGUUAUGUAUCACAGGUCAUCAUUUAAUGUUCUCGUCUCGUAUACAAGCUUCUGAGGAACUUAUGCUUUUACAUCGUAACAUCGAAAAUGUUGAUAAGAGGUUAUCAGAUCAGGGUGCAGUCCUUAGCAUAACUUGCAAAGAUUUCAAUCGCUUCCAGCUUAUCUUCCCAAAUAUGGAGCUUGCUCAGAAGGUGCAGGCAUCUAUUGAACCAUUAUCAAUUGUUGACACUCUUAGUGUUACAUAUCCUUUCUACCAUCAAGCAAAUGCCACUGAGGCCGCCACUGAGAAUGGUUGGGACCGGUUUGGUAUUGAGACUUUUUUCUUGAGCAUGUAUCAAGAUACAGAACAAUGGAGAAUUUCAAAUGUUAACAGUCAUUAUCAGGUGUGCAAUACAUAUCCUUCAAUGGUAAUUGUACCAAGGAAAAUCUCCGAUGACAUCCUCAAGAAGUCGGCUUCAUUUCGCCAACAUGGACGCUUUCCUGUUCUUUGCUAUUUUUUCAAAACAAAAAUGAGUUCAUUAUUGAGAAGUGCACAACCUGCGACUGGGAUAACAACCAGACGAUGUAAGGAUGACGAGAAACUGUUAAAUGAAACUCUGAGCACCGGAACAAAAGGUUUAAUAUUUGACACAAGGAAUAUGUCAGCAAUUUACAACAGUCGAAGUAAAGGUUAUGGUAUUGAACCUGAUUCACAUUAUCAACAAUGGACAAAAGCAUAUGGGAAUCUAGCAAGGCAUAAAGAGUUCACGGACAUGUUUCGUAAAUACGUAGAGGCUUGUAAGGAUCGUCAAUGUUCGAUGAGCACUUGGUUGACGCGUCUAGAGGCUUGUGGCUGGUUCAAACAACUUGAACUCAUCAUAAAUGCUGGUAAUGUCGUAGCUGGGAACUUGCAAAAAGGCUCAACUGUUCUUGUUCAUGGCGGCAGUGGUAAGGAUACAACUCUUAUCGUCAGUUCAUUUGCGCAAGUUUUGCUCGAUCCUCGCUGUCGGACCAUUCAAGGAUUUGAAAGUUUAAUUGUUCGUGAAUGGAUAACAUCAGGGCACCCUUUCAAAGAUCGUUGUAUUAAACUGGGGACAUCAAGUGCUCGCUAUAACGGACAAGCACCAACAUUCCUCAUGUUUCUCGAUGCAGUUCAUCAGGUCAUGCUGCAGUACCAAUGUUCCUUUGAAUUCAAUGAUAAGUUCCUUCAGGUUAUCUUUGAAAAUGCAUACAGCUCCAACUUUGGGACUUUCUUGGGUAAUUGUGAACAAGAGAGAGAAAAACAUAAAGUUCGCUUAAAGACAAUCAGUUUGUGGAAUCAUUUGAAUCAUCCAGAUGUUUUAACGCCAUAUUUGAAUCCAGUAUACGAAGAAAACCCUUCAGUACUUAAACCUUCAUCUGCCUGCCAAACUUUAAGUGUUUGGUCUGGGAUUUUUCUACGUGGUCAUGUUGACCCCAUGAUCGAUGAAGAGGUUUGGAAAAGUGCGAGGAAAAUUGAAAUGAAAAAUAAAGAAUUAAAAAUGAAAGCUUUCGAUCUGAGACGGCAAUAUGUUGAACUACAAGACAAAGUACGCAAGAGAAUACAUAUGGAUAAGCUUGAACAUACUUCAUAAACGUUAUUAUAUUUAACUGACUUUUAUCUUCAAUGAUAACUGUAAAUUUGCGAUUUCUCUUUUGCUAGUUUCUCUAUCAGUUUUUCUAAAUGUUAACCCGGAAAAAUUUCAAUAGUUCUGCAAAAGAUAAUAUGUGCAUCCAUAAACGUGCUGUUACGCCGUUUGCUUUUUCUUGAUACAUCGCAGCGGUCAAAGUUUUUUGCGAGACAAGUUGCAUCAAGUAUUACACAAAGUAUAUGUCAGUUCUACGUUUAGCAAUGAUUAUUUAUUGCAUUGCAGGUCAUAUAUUAUGUCUUCUUGCAACUUGUCUUGCUUUUGUUUUGGAGGUUUCUCCUGGUGUUUCCCAAGUGUUUAGCUAUACGUCGCUAAACAUGUUACAUCAAUGCCAAAAACUUAAACUUCAUAAAUUUUUAAGUUGUGCUGUCAUUUGAGAAAAUGUAUAUCUCAUUUAUUCUGAGAAAAUUGAUAUUGUCCCGCCAA